AUGCCGCAAGAACCGAAGAUUAUCAAGGUCGAAGAGCUUCCUGCCAGUGAAGCGAAGUGGAUCGAGUUUCAGAAGAUCUCAUGGCAAGAUCAGACGGGUAAAGAUCGCGUCUGGGAAGCCGCGGCACGCAAAACUCGGGGCAAGGCAGGCGUCGACGCCGUAGCCAUCACCACAAUCAUCCGCCACCCCUCGCGCCCGCCCUCCACCAUUAUCAUCCUACAGUAUCGCCCACCUGUCAAUGCCGUCUGCGUCGAGCUUCCUGCCGGUCUAGUCGACGAGAAGGAGUCUCCUAGCGAGGCUAGCGUACGAGAGCUACAUGAAGAGACUGGAUACAAGGGGAAGUUGGCCUUCAUCAGCCCAACUAUAGUCGCAGACCCUGGUCUGAGCACGGCGAACAUGCAGCUGGCCAUGGUGGAGAUCAACUUGAAGGAAGGCGACAAGGAGCCAGAGCAAGUACUGGAUGAUGGUGAAUUCAUCGAGAGGGUCGUAGUGCCGAUAGACGAGCUGUACGAUCGCCUGGUCAAGUACGAUCAGGAGGGCAAGACGGUCGAUGCACGGCUCUGGCAUUGGGCCGCAGGAUGGCAUGCUGCCAAGACUAUGUUGUGA
Alternaria atra is the source of this 606-nucleotide messenger RNA. RefSeq lists its product as uncharacterized. NCBI's taxonomy places the organism in Eukaryota, Fungi, Ascomycota, Dothideomycetes, Pleosporales, Pleosporaceae. The record is from RefSeq and is a predicted model, not a curated record. The transcript has a single exon. Gene Ontology annotation, cellular component: nucleus. Gene Ontology annotation, molecular function: ADP-ribose diphosphatase activity. Gene Ontology annotation, biological process: nucleoside phosphate metabolic process; ribose phosphate metabolic process. The coding region runs from base 1 to 606 and encodes 201 amino acids.